Phasianus colchicus (ring-necked pheasant) is the source of this 1121-nucleotide messenger RNA. RefSeq names its product small integral membrane protein 29 (gene SMIM29). Lineage: Eukaryota; Metazoa; Chordata; Aves; Galliformes; Phasianidae. The record is from RefSeq and is a predicted model, not a curated record.
CAACACCAAAAGCCCCGCCCCGCUGUCACGCGCUGCGCGGGUUCCGGGUGCGGGCGGUGCGCGCAGGGCCACACGCAGGGAGGGCGGACGGGGUGACGGCAACCCGCGGCUGUCCCUUCCUGGUGCGUCCUCGUGGCUGAGCGCUGCGUAACCCCAACUCGGUCCCCCCCCCCCCCCCCCCGCACCCCACGCCGUCAUUACCGGGGCCGCCUCGUCCCCUCGUGCCACCCGUCCCCAUGUUGGGAGCAGCCGUCACCGCACUGCCGCAGCCAUGAGCAACGCGACGGCUCCCAGCGCUCCCGGCGCUGCGGGCGAUUCGUUGGUGGGCUCCGUGCUCGGCCCCUUCGUGCUGCUCACACUGCUGGGCGCCGUCCUGGCCGCGGUGAUGUACGUCCAGAAGAAGCGGAGGUCGGAGCGCCUGCGGCACCGCCUGCUGCCCAUGUACAGCUAUGACCCUGCUGAGGAGCUGCAGGAGUCGGAGCAUGAGCUGCUGGUGGAGGCAGAGGAGCACCAGAUGGGUCCCACCUGGGGCUCCCGUGGGGGUUGGAGGGCUUGAGGCUGCCCUCGAGCAGGACUGGACCCCACAGCUCCCCCCAGCAGUGGCAGCACAGCACCGGGAGCAGCACCAGCAUCCCCAUGAGCACGGAUGGUAAUGGGGCAUCUGCCACCUUCCUGCACAUUUUUCUGCUGCUUUUUGUUGAAACCACCCUAAAAACCCUAUAAAUGCACUGGGGACGGGGUGAGGAAGGCACUGGAGCUAUGGGACAGGUGCAGACCCACGGAGCACCCACGGGCUCCUAUUGGCCCUAUAUGGUGUUUGUGGGGUCAGGACACUCCAAGCUUCUUUAGUGGAGCAAAUAAACGUUUGUCUGUAAUAACAAUAGUGCUGGUGAUGGGCAGAACCCACACGGGGCUCAAUCCUAGACCCCACAGGAGGCUCAAUCACAGAGCAGAGCAUCAACCCCACCUCCAUCCCAGAGCAGAGCAUCAAACGUUUUUAUUCCAUAAAACGUUUUAUUCAAGUAACUGCAAAUAGGAAACCAGACGGUUGUUAACAGUGGAACAAAAAAAUAAACAGUAAUAAAUCCCCCCCUAUUUCCCCACACUGGCAGCACCCUGAA